UGCCAUGGUCAUUAAAAUAACUUUAAGUUAACUGUAAUCAAUAAACAUAGGGUUUAGAAAUGGCAGAAGGACAGGAAUCGAAUAAACCGCCAGUUAUUAAAGUUACUGUAAAUUAUAAGGAAGGUGGAACGAAGUUUGCUGGAGACAACGUCAGGCAGAAGACGAACGUACAAGCUGCCGAGAUUGAUCAAGUGGCCUUGCCAACUACACCCAGUACAACAGAAAACUCGAAACGAAGUACGCUGGAAUGUGAUUCGAUCCCAGGAAGAGUUUUGGCAGAAUCGGAAGAAGCGAAAGUCGAAAGAUGUAAUCAAGAUAACAAACCUACAUUGCCAUCUUCGUUUGCUGACCCCGCCAAGUCAAUUCCGGGUCUGAGUUUGAGCGAAGGAAUGAAAGAAUUCAUUGCAAUAGAGAACUCUCGUCAUUUCAUUCAAAACUCCAAGUUCGUCGAAGCUUUGGAUCUGAUUGAAGAUCUUCCAUCGUCGCCAUGGCAACAAUUGAUGAUGUCAGAAUGCUACUUUCAACUUGGAAGAGAACGAAACAUAUUGAGGUGCGUUGAUGCAUUACAAACAAUGGUGACGUCACCACCACGGCCUGAUGUUGAUGACGUAAUCAAAUUGGUUGACAAUUGCAUUGACAAUGCCUCUUAUAUUCGUGCAUUGGUUUUGCUGUCGUGCUGUGCCAAGUUGUAUAAGUUCGAAUCGAAUCCGAAUAUUUCUAUUACUGGGCUAAAGGAUUGUUCUUUCAAAUGUGGCAUCGUGAUUGAAUCUUUGGCGGAAGAAAGAGGAAGAAUGAAAAUACUUGCAAAAGAUAUUGUGUUGGAAAUGAUCAUUGAUAUGUUGAAAGAUUUGAGAUCAGUAUCAGGAGCUGAUAUAGAUGAAAAGACUGAUAUGGAAGCAAGAUGUUUGAAUAAUGUUGGUUUAAGUUGCUACGAUGUUGGUGAAUAUAAGAAAGCUAUUGGAUAUUAUGAAGAAGGCGUAGACUUGAUGGAACAAACAUUUAGUUCGAACGCUUUGAAAUAUAAAGUCUUUGGAGAUCUUCUAAACAACAUUGGUAAUGCACAUCAUAAUCUCGGUAACUUUUACAAGGCUGAAUCGUUUUAUUUGAAAUCUCUUGAAGCAAAGGAGAAUGCUAAAGACUGUUCCUGUAAUAAAGUGAAACAAGAAAGCAUAGAACUUACAAAGAACAAUUUGAAAAUUACUCAGAACCAAAUGAAAAUGUAAUACAUUGGUUUUGAUAGAGAGGAAGCUCGGUUAUAAAAUUAAACCAACUAUUUCAGGUUCGUUCGUGGUUUAAGUGAGGUAUAAUCCAUAUUCCCGAAAAUCUUGACACUUGGAUGACAUCCCGGAAGUCCCUUUAGAAAUGACAAUUUUAGGUGAUCUAUAGAAUGAAAAUUGCUAUAAUCUUUUGUAAGAGCAAGCGCAUGUUCCGUGUUUGUUUGCGAUAUUAGAGUAAUUUCAUAAUAUUUCACCUGAUUGUUUCCCCGCAUGUUCAAGGUAGAAUUUUACAAACCCAAGUUACGGAACAUCCGAGUCUUAAGUCAAUGGCUGAGUUAAUUAACUUAAGUAUCGCUGGGAGUUAUUUAUUGACCAGUUCAAGUCAUUAUAUUAUAUCAGCAGGUAGCAACCUGCUGCCCGCGGGCUAAAUACGUCUCACAAAAAAGGAAUUGUGCGGCUCGCGGUAAAAUGCCAUUUUUGAAUGGAGUGAAACGGCAAAAAGAGUUUUUAAUUUAGUUUAAUAUGGUAAGUGUUAAUAACUCCAAUCCCGUUGCGUUGCGAAGCCCAUGCUUAAGCUCAUUGAAUCUUCAUGUUUUGAUUAUUCUAAUGUAUCAAAGGGCUGUUUUAUGAGAUUGUAUGAACCUAUAUAUUUAGCUUGUAGUGAUUUUAUUACUUUACGAAAACAGCGCAAAACCUCAACAACCACAAAAUCUUAUAGUAGCGACCAAUCUAAAUGAAACCCAAUCUAUAAUUAAUCGUGUAUGGGCCAUUCGUACCGAUUUGAUGGUACUCCCGAAGUAUGUGAACCAAGAUGGCGGACACCGUAACAUAGUAUGUGUACCAAGUUAGGGUUAGGCCAUGAUUUCAGGUACAAAUACUACGGGAGUCACUUGGCUAGUCCCCGAACUCGUAAUAGAACUAAAAUAAAGAAAGUUGGAAUAAAAUUAUGGCAUAACCUUAACCUGGUACACAUACUACGUUCAAGCGUCCGCCAUCUUGGUUCACAUACUUCAGGAAUACCGAUUUGAUUCAGAUGAGCGUCGCGUCCUCUAUUUCUAUUUUAACUUCUUAAUAAAUUUUGUCUAAGUUUCUGUAAUAAAUUUUAUGAUAUGUUUUUAGUUGAACUUAUGUAACCACUUUUGGUCUGGGCCGCAUUGAUAGUACUUAUUAUAUAUUUAAAUCGAUGGAGGCAAUGUCCAUGAAGUCUUGAAAAAAUUUAAAAUUGCAAAGGAAAGGGCCACGUCUCACAUUCGAUUACUGAAAAUGAGGUGAUCCCAAUGAUUCGUACCAAAAUUGCGCACGACCUGAACAUAGUAUGUGUAUUGGGUUGGGGUUCAGGUAGAGCGUCAUCUUGGUACGAAUACUUCCGGAACGUCGAAAAUGCAGCCAUUGCUAACUUUGUGAGGCAUAGAAUUUUUUUUUUUAUUUGUUGAUUUUUUAGGUUGUCCCGUGGUAUGUGUACCAGGCUAGGGUUAGGACAUGAUUUUAUUCCGAUUUUUCUUAUUUUAGUUCUAUUACGAGUUCGGGUUCUGUCUGUGUUAGCCUAGUGAAUAUACCGCCUGUCCAUAGGUUACAUUAACUUCACACAACUUAUGUAAAAUAUGCAAACAAAAUUAGUUACCUCCAUAUUGGUACACAUACUUCUGGAGCGCCAUUUUUUGCUUAGAUGCCUAUUAAAAUUUGUUCAGUUCGUCAAAUAUUUCAGUGUUGAAUGUUUGGUCUGUAAGAUAUUAGUUGACUUUGCACUUUUGGAGUGGAAAGUUAUAGAAUAUAGGAGAUGGUCAUCUAGUACCAAGCGGUAUUUCUACUUCGAUUUUCGAUGUAAAUUUUUUAUUGCAAUCUUUCCAUUUACAGUAUAUAACUUAUAGUGUUGAUGG
Messenger RNA from Styela clava, 3094 nucleotides. The record is from RefSeq and is a predicted model, not a curated record. Lineage: Eukaryota; Metazoa; Chordata; Ascidiacea; Stolidobranchia; Styelidae.